Peniophora sp. CBMAI 1063 is the source of this 1035-nucleotide messenger RNA. The record is from the annotation of a GenBank genome assembly. NCBI's taxonomy places the organism in Eukaryota, Fungi, Basidiomycota, Agaricomycetes, Russulales, Peniophoraceae.
AUGUCUGGACCAACCUCUUUCGGAGGGACAUCCAGUGGGCCUGCUCUUGACGCCCAGUUCAACGCAGCAGAUGCAGAACUCAUUCUGAGAUCGUCCGACGGCGUUGAUCUUGCCGCGCAUAUGUUCGUCCUCCGGAUGUCUUCGCCCGUCUUUCACGACAUGCUGUCUCUACCUCAGCCAUCAGAGCACGACGACAAGACAGCAGGUGGUCAGACGGUCAUAGCUAUGGCAGAAGACGCCCAGUCGCUGCGGCUGAUGUUGCGCUUCUGCUACCCUCGAACACUCUGUCCGGAGCCUGAUCUGCUGACGAUCGCGGAUAUCAAGCGUGCUGCAACGCUCGCGCAGAAAUAUGACGUUGGGCUCAUGCACGAUGCAGUAGAGAAGGCACUCUUGCGAUGCGCGGAGGGCCGUCCGGACAUUGCUUACGCGGUGGCAUGGAGAUACGAAUACGGGAAGGUCCUCAGGGCCGCGGCGCGACGUACCCUUGAGCCUUUCAUAGCUGAUACGGACGCCAUGGAGUGGGAAGAGAUCCCCGCGUCGUCAGUAUUCAAGCUACUGAGAUACCAAAACUCGGUCCCGGAAGCACUGGAAGGUAUACUUCGUGCUGAAUAUAAAUUGGGCCCAAGAUCCCAGAGCGUUCCGAUGUCCUGGAUGGACCCCGAUCUCCUCAGGUCGGGCGAUUACUACUCUAUCCCUGCCAACUGUACAUGCGAAACUCUUCUAUUGUAUUACGAUGCGCAAGGAGAGCAGAAGCCUGAUACGACCCCGACCCACAAAGAACGCCCUUUACGCCUCGUGUGGGAAUGGUGGUGGAUGUUCGUUCAGUCCGUCGUCAAUACUAUGAUGAGAUCGGACAGGCCCUUCUUCGAAGUUGCAGUCGCUAGGGCAGUUCCGGAUGCGUGCGCCAAGGCUCGGGAAUGCCCUAGAUGUAAGCUGCGGGAUGUUCAGGGCUUACUUGAGUUCACGAAGACCCGUCUGCAUGCUGAGAUCGAAAGACGUCUUGCGCAAAUACCUCUCGCUGCACCGUUCAUGUAG